CGAAAUUUGGAGCAUGGAAAGGGUGGUCACCUGAUAUCUUACCCAUCAACCGGGUUCUUGCAGAAUAUGCAUAUUUAACCCAAUCCAAUAUAAGAUCCACAAAAAACUCAACAAACAUAUCCAUCAAAAUUACCCCUUCAUAUCUCUCCUAUACAUCGUUCUUUUCUUCACAAAAUGAUUGCCUGGUACUCGGCUUCCGCUGCAGCCGCCAAUAUGUCACAUCGAGUGGUCAUUGUCUGGCACCCUCAUCCUUCUGGUUUAUAGUCAGCCACUUAAAAUUAGUUAUAUACGGAGAAGCUGUUUUGCGGUGCCCACUAAACCAUCGACGCGCUUAUCGGUUUUUUGCGAGAACGCGGUUGAGAGGAAGCUUACACGAGUUCAGCAGCUAGUUGCUGGUGCAAAACCUUAGCCAGUCCCUGCAGAAUCGCCGGGUUGGAAAUGGCGUUCCCAAGGAGCCCUGCUUCCACCGUGAGCAGCUAUGCUUCUACUCCGACGCUGAGUAGCUGCCCCAGCUCCUCCAUCUCCACAGGCUGCAGCACCCCUGCCACCCCAAACCCCUUUGCCGUCGCGGCAAUAAGCCCCACCCCAAUCCAGCACAUAGUUCCAGCCGGACGUGCCGGUGAUCACAAGCCGGCGCUAGCAGCCACAGGAACUCCUGAAUUCACACAGGGAAAGAAGCUUCAGCAGCAUCAGGAUCUUCUGGAAUCAGCAGCGAAGUUCCCUAAGCAAGAAAACCCAGCACUAGCAAUCACAGGAGGUACGGAAUUCAUACAGGGAAAGACUCUUCAGCAGCAUCAGGAUCUCCUUGAAUCAGCAGCGAAGUUCCCUAAGCAAGAAAUCAAUGGCUGGGAGCAUCCAGACCUCUGUUCACCAUCAAAGCUGCUCAAGAACGUAAGUACUUCUAUCAAGGAGAUCGGUCGCUGGGCAAGAUCUUCAACGGGGUUAAAGGUGAACUCAAAUAUCCGGCUCUUGGAGUCGGUAUUUUCCUUGAUACAAGUGGUAACUUCGACAGCACCACACCCAGAUCACGUGGUUGCUAUGAUACGAGUCCACGAAGCGCUUGCUAACCUGUUGCUGGUCCUGCCCAAGAAUAUAUUCCCUUUCCUGUUGCAACAUUUCGCUCAGUUUGUAGAUGAGUUAUGCCCGAAAAGAGGUGCAUCACUAUCAGAAAGGUUUGGAAACGCACUGCAUGAUUUGCGAAGAAGCAUAAGGAGGGGCCUUCGAGUACUCAAAGACAUGAUCUUUUACUAUAAAUCUGACGUAGUCCCCCAAGGUGGCGGUAUCCAUGAGAUCACCAGAUACUUGUUAAAAUACAUCAUGUCACUUCUGGACAAUGGCACCUCUCUCAAGAUCAUACUUGUUGGUGAUGAACAGGAUGACAAGGUUGCAAUGGAGACGCUGCAAGAUACUGUUGCUACCUUGAUCUCUCACAUGGAAAUUAUGCUUGAGAAAGAAUCUCAUCGAUAUAAAGAUGCAGGGUUGAAACAAAUGUUCAUGGUGAAUAAUGUGAACUUUUUGUUGCAUCAAGUAGAAGGCUCAGAGAUAAGGAAUCUUCUAGGAGAUGAUUGGGUUCUGAAGCACCGAGACCAACUAAAGGACCACAUCUCAUCGUUCAUCAACAUUUCUUGGGAAUCUGUCAUGUAUUGCUUCCAUGUAAAGACCAACAAAAUCCCAAUCUUUUCUAGCCUACCAACACUGCAAAUAUUUAACAUGGAAUUUGAGAAAACUUACUGGACUCAGAAGACAUGGAAAGUUGAAAAUCCUCUGCUCCGGUCCAACAUGCGUAAAUCAGUAUCAGAGAAGCUUGUUCAGGCUUACAGUGCAUACCUUGAGAAUCACAAAAACAAGUAUCAAAGGCUUAUGAAGUACACCAUCGAAGAUCUUGAAGAGCUGCUGUCAGAUCUGUUUGAAGGAUAAUGGUCAUAGCUAGAAAGAGGACGAAGCGCAGAUGCAUGUUAAAAAUACUAGUGCAACACGUCUGAAGGAUAAAUAAUCCCUUGAGCUAGGAUGAAGAUCAGAAGCAUGCCCCCAAAGCUUGUGGAGUAAAUAUCGAACUGUAACUGGCAUAUCCUUGAUAUGUUAGGAUUGAACUGUACCUGAGAUUUUGCAGACCAGAAGGUACAUAUAACUUUAUUGCCACCUCUGCUCCAAAAUAGAUGCCACUUGGACAAUGACAUGGUUCAAAGUAUAUACCUAUGAGACUUUGCUAUUUUUGACU
Aegilops tauschii subsp. strangulata is the source of this 2218-nucleotide messenger RNA. RefSeq names its product exocyst complex component EXO70E2. Gene Ontology annotation, biological process: exocytosis. Lineage: Eukaryota; Viridiplantae; Streptophyta; Magnoliopsida; Poales; Poaceae. Gene Ontology annotation, cellular component: exocyst. Gene Ontology annotation, molecular function: phosphatidylinositol-4,5-bisphosphate binding. The record is from RefSeq and is a predicted model, not a curated record.